UUCUGCGCUGCCCACAAAUAUUUUGAUAGCAAAGAGAGGUACAACAAAAUGCGACGCAGUACUUUGUCAGUAUAAAGUUAAACAAGAAAAGUUCAGAUUAACCCAACAAUUGUGGUGGCAUUUUCAGUGAGAAUAAAGGUGGAAGAUAUCAAUCAAAUAAUAGUUAUCUUGUAUUUGGUCAGGAAACAUCUGAGUAGAUAUGGAACGUCAGACAGGAAGUAACUUAGAGAGCCAGAGGCCAAAUGUCCUCUCAUCUCUCUACAGUGUUCUGUUCAUCCUAAGUUCUCUUCUUGUGGGAUUUGCAGCUUUUAGAAACACUCUCACUUGGCAUCUUCAGCGCUUCUGGGGAGCUUCUGGAGAUUUUUGGCAGUCGCAAUGGGAUAAAUUUCUCGAUAUUACAGGCGAAGAUGACUUUACUCUCUGGGUCAUUGGGACCACAGCCCUGACGAUCUUUGUCUACUGGUUCUUUGGUGGACUAUACACCAUCAUGGACAUCACGAACAAACCCGCAGUCUUGCGGAAGUACAAGAUCCAGCCGGGAACUAAUGAACCUGUGGAUAACAAGAGGCUCAUGGAGGUCAUUGUCACGGUUCUGUUCAAUCAGUUCGUCGUGGGUAUUCCCAUGAGCCUCUUGGCAUACAAGAUAAUGACUUUUAGAGGCAUUGUGCCCAAUCGAGAGCUCCCCACAUUCCACUGGGUUCUCCUGGAGUUGGCUGUGUGCAUCCUGGUGGAGGAGGUUGGCUUCUACUACUCCCAUCGCUUCCUCCACAGCAAGCACAUCUACAAAUUCAUCCACAAGCAGCAUCACGAAUGGACAGCUCCGAUAUCCGUCACUGCAAUCUAUUGCCAUCCCAUUGAGCACAUCUUCAGCAAUGUUCUCCCACCCUUCCUUGGGGUCUUGAUUAUGGGCAGUCAUGUGGCUACUGCCUGGCUAUGGUUCUCCCUGGCCAUUCUGUCCACUCUAAAUGCUCAUUCCGGCUACCAUUUGCCCUUCUUUCCCAGUCCAGAAGCCCACGAUUUCCACCAUCUCAAAUUCAACAACUGCUUCGGUGUCCUCGGAGUUCUUGAUCGCCUACAUGGAACAGAUUCCAUGUUCCGUCACACUAAAGCCUACACCAGGCACAUCAUGAUGCUCAGUUUCACGCCACCUCGUGAAGCUUUCCCUGAUUCUCCCAAGAAAUCCAUGUAAAUACCCUCCGGAAGUUCAACACUCUCUUAAGACGAGUUUCCGGAGGUUCUAAACAAGUCUAAAAAAAAAAAUAUAGAACGUGACACCAGUGUGACAACUUUUCCACACACUGCAUUUUUAGGAGAUUGUUUGUGAUUAAAUGGAAAUCAAAUUGUGAUAGAUAGAAGUUAUACAGGAGAUGAGAACAAUUCUAUAGGGAAAGAACACACAUUUACUAUAAAAGAAAAACUGAUGAUGAUUUUUUUUUCUUUGCGGACACACGCAAAAUAUUUAGAAAAUAAUUAUGGGCAUUUCUUUCGCUUUGUGGGGCUUAUUUUAACUGCACAAAAAUGAAUAAAUAUGGUGCGUAAUUGUGAGAGCUUAAAA
Molecule: messenger RNA, 1555 nt
Organism: Phlebotomus papatasi
Lineage: Eukaryota; Metazoa; Arthropoda; Insecta; Diptera; Psychodidae
Product: fatty acid hydroxylase domain-containing protein 2
Exons: 5
Coding region: 200-1189 (329 amino acids)
Biological process (GO): sterol biosynthetic process
Molecular function (GO): C-4 methylsterol oxidase activity; iron ion binding
Source: RefSeq, a predicted model, not a curated record